Mixia osmundae IAM 14324 is the source of this 696-nucleotide messenger RNA. RefSeq lists its product as uncharacterized. Bases 1 to 630 code for a protein of 209 amino acids. Lineage: Eukaryota; Fungi; Basidiomycota; Mixiomycetes; Mixiales; Mixiaceae. The transcript is spliced from 4 exons. The record is from RefSeq and is a predicted model, not a curated record.
AUGAAACGCCGUGACGCGUCUCGUCUGGCGGCUCACAAUUGCAAAUUCAGACUGAGCGAAGCUUCGUGCAGUCUCUGUGCCACCCAGACCGAAUUAGUCGCAUCUAAGACCAGCGAGGGCACAAGCAGGCUCGGAGUCAGCGCGCAGACUAGCACUGCAUCAGGCCAAGCAUCUCCGCACAGGACGCUCGUGGAAUCCCGCUCGAGCCCAAAGCGUUGCUUAUCAGGGUCACACGACGGCGAACUCCCAAAACACACCACAUCGAUAAGCCUACACUCGCUAGUCGGCUCGUGCCAUCAUCCUAGCUACUCAGUUCGAUCAACCCAGCGACUGAGGACAAGAUGGGAGCGUCGGGGAUUGUGGCGGCUGCAAGAAAGCGUUUUGUGCUCGCCACCGGUUGCCGGAGGAUCACCAAUGUCCAAACUUGGCCACGCUGCGGUCCGGACUCAAAGACCGCAAUACGGCCCAGCUCAUCCAGCAAUCGACGCCAGAAGUCAAGAUGGUCUCUUGAUGUCGUCGGACAAUCUCACACCAUACCCAUGUCGCCGCAAGGUCAGACGCAACCCCAUUAAUCCCGCAAAGACCCGCCCAGCUACACGCUGUCGAAGCCAUUUCCAGAGGCAGAGAUAGAUCUAGAUGCUCCCUGUGUCCAUGUACAUCCGCGUGUUCAUUGUACGAUCAGAUCAGACGACUGCC